AUGGCCUCCCGAUCAGGUCCUCGGAGCGUCAGCGAUGCUACGCGCUUCACGUCGACGACACCACAGCCGAAAUCCAAAACUUCGGCGGCGUCCAAUGCCGGCGGCCCCGGCCCCGUCGGCGAGACUCUCGAGCAGCGGGUGGCGCGGUUAAGGGCUGCGCAUCUGGCCGCGAGGAGCGCGCCGCUUUCGAGAUACGAUCGGAUAACGGAGGGGGGUAGGAAGGUGUUUGAUGUCAUGCAUAAGGCUACGUUGGCUGGGUUAAUUGGGUUUACGGUGAUUGCUGGUGUCUUCAGCGUCUACGCCGUCAUGGACAUGCUCAAGUAUAACCGCAAACGUCGCGAAGACUUCAUGCAAGCCCAGAAACGAAUCGAGCACGACGCCCUCGCGUCCGCACGUUUGGCUUUCCUCAAUGGCUCGGCCACUGACGAGCAGACUCGCCUUGUUGAGGAAGCUAUCAGGGAAGCCGACAGGACGGGACAGAGGCUACCCCCUCUCCUCUCCGGCCCCGCAACACAGGAGCAGAAGGAUAAGUCUCAGUCGAUAUGGGAUCAGGUCGAUGCCCAGGUCAAGGCGCAGCAGACGGGCGUCUCGCCUGCCCAGGCGGAGGAGCUGAGGAAUAAGGUCAAGGGGGCUUUUGAGCAGGAGAAGGCGAGUCAAGGGAAGGGCGGUCCAUUGGAUCAUCUGGGUGCUGGAGCAGGAGCGGGAGCGGGAGCGGCGAAGCAAGAGAGCUCUGGGAAGAGCUGGUGGAAGGUCUGGUGA
Scedosporium apiospermum is the source of this 759-nucleotide messenger RNA. RefSeq lists its product as uncharacterized. The record is from RefSeq and is a predicted model, not a curated record. NCBI's taxonomy places the organism in Eukaryota, Fungi, Ascomycota, Sordariomycetes, Microascales, Microascaceae. The transcript is spliced from 2 exons. Bases 1 to 759 code for a protein of 252 amino acids.